Molecule: messenger RNA, 14320 nt
Organism: Pocillopora meandrina
Lineage: Eukaryota; Metazoa; Cnidaria; Anthozoa; Scleractinia; Pocilloporidae
Source: the annotation of a GenBank genome assembly
CGACACUUCAGAGCAAUCACGGUCGGUCUUUUAUAAACCCCAAAUCUAAGAGAUUCUCCGGACAAUACUGAAAAUUAUGGUAAGUCUGCACUAAAUUUCUUUGUUUCUUUGGAUCGAGUGCUCUUCUUGUUGGCGGUAAAAUCGUGCGCCGCUAAGCUGGGGUUGCACGGAGGAAUUACACAAGCAUCACGUACAAAUAGAAAGGGGAAUUUUUGAGGGGGAGGGGAGCAAAGCCGCAACACCGCCAAAAAAAAAUCGAAAAACACUGCACUGAUAGCACAAAGUUGGCAACAACCCCGCGCUCACCGCAAUAUUCAGCACAGUACCCGUGAUGUGAUAAGUACAUGUAUUCAGACAAGAAUCGAACUGAACAAAAUCACACUUCGCACUUGCAUGCAUGGAGGUUAUAGAUACAUAGACACGUAAUGCUGAUUGCCAGGUCCAAUAUAUAGUUACUUACAUCGUAUGUUUCUGUACGUGUUAUCAACCGUUGAUUUCAAGUCUUCCACGUAAAACUGUAACAACAGAACUGAGAGGGCAGAGUUUAUUGAACGUUGAUAACGAUGACCUGUGCGUGGUGUUCGAUAUCAUAACAGUUCUUUAUGCAAAGCUAUGCAAUGAAGCGCAAAUAUUUUUUAUCGUUUAUGGUAUUUUAUUGGUGCGUGUCUCAUAGAUUUAAGUUAAGUCGAACGACGUAAUUCCUCUUUUAAACAGAAAAAGGAAGAAAGUCGUUUUUUUCAAAUAGAACGUGAUUUCAGAUUUAAUGGUUCAUUGUUAGCUGCUAUGCUCACUAGGUACCUAUUCAUCCAUCAAAUAUUUUUUGCUCGCGAGCAACUGCUUUUAACACGUCACAUGAUGUAGUAUACUCUCGCAAUAAAUGGGAACUAUCACCGGAUAUUCCCCGUGUGGUAGAGCGUAGAUGAUAGAGCGUAUUGCUUUUGUGUAUUACUUGUGGAAGAAGAGAACAACUUUUUGUUCAGGCAAUCGAAUCAAAGAACGUCACUGAACUGGGUCAAAUUCUGACCCAAUAGAAUGUUUUGACGUAAUAAUAUUUGAGGAAUGAUAACACAAUAACCUUUAUGAGGCUUGGAAAUUUGUCCAUGAAGAUUAUCUGUUCCUCGAAAUAAGCAAUUUUCCGAGAGCAAAACAUUAGGAAACCUGUUCAGCUCACGAAACAGAUAAUGUCCGCACGCAAAGAAAUCCAAUCACAUUUUCGUGCUUGUAAAUUAUAUGCUCGUACAUUUGUCGGAGCAUUUAAUUUCCGAGAGCGAAACUUAAAGAAAACUGGCUGCCUCACGAAACAGAUGAUAUCCGCGUGCAAAGAAGUCCAAUCACAUUUUCGUGCUAAUUGAAGCUGUUCUCCACUCAAUAAUAUUUUUUUGACCGCGGUACAACGUAAAUAAAGGUGUACAUUUCCGGUUUUUUACAGGCAAUUUAUGUCGUCCAUCGCGUAACAAACCAAGGAAUAUGUUUCUAGCUCGCCUGAUGGCAUAUAUUUCGUGAUGGCUGGUGUGAGGCGUUUAUCUCAUUUUUCAUACAUUGAAACGUAUAUUGUAAGGUGUUUCCACGUGUUAAUGUUUCAGAGUCCAGUCCGAUCUAUAUGUUAAACCGGCAGCCAGCCAGCUACGUCCCCUGGGAGAAGUAAUCUAGACCCUUCUUUACAUCAGAUUGGCUGAUAUUUUCGAUGCCACUCCUUGGUAACUGUCAUGUGACUUCGAUCAUGUAAUUUCACCAGUAACUUCUAUUACGUAAUUUUGUUAGUGCACGCGAGGUCGGUUUAAGAACCCAAGAGUGUUUGGUGCUUAUUUUGGUCUCAGAUACAGUGAUUUCUAGGCCAAGCAACUUCAAAUAUGGUGAGUGUUCUGAUAAAGCCGUUAAUAACCAGAUUUUUCAUGGGUACCAACAAAUCUGAUCGAAUUAGAGCUGGUAGUUGAACGACGCAAUUUCUCUAUUAGCGCCCAAUUUUGCUUUCAUUGCAUAAGGGAAUUCGUUCUGUUACCUAAAAAAACUGUUUCACUUUCUUGCGGUAAGCAAAUCUUGUCGUCAGCAACAGUUUCUUUGAGAAAACUUUUCAGAAAUGCAUUAAAAUAUCGUGAAACGCACUCGUUAUGCAUACCAAUUGAAAUGCAGGUAUCUUUCAGAAGGCUCAUCUAUGUCAUUUGUUUUCCAUAUUUCGAAUUUUGCAUAUGUAAACAUAAUUUCAUAUUGCGCUUUCUUACGUACGGAAGCUUGCUGGGUAUUUAAAUAUCUCUGCUGUAAUCUACAGUUAGUUACGAGACUGGAGGCACUCUAAAGUAAGCGUGGCGGAUUUGAAGUUUUCAAUGCAGAAUGCGAACGGGUGGUCAUAAAUUGAAGCGUAUGCAAAUUCAGUCGUGUUUGUCACAUACUGAUAUUAAUAUAACUUCUCUGUCAGAAUUCCUGAUCCAAAUCUUUUCGCAACACAAUGUAAUGUUAACUACGUGAGUUUGUAUCUAAUAUGAGGAAUCCGAUAUAUUUCGUAAUAGCAAUUGAUUCCGGUAAGAUUUUGCUGCAGGGUUUCAUUGUUCGACGAGCUUAUGCCUUGAUGCCUCUGGCAGUCGAGUUUAUUUACCAGAUGAUUUUGCCCAUAAAAAAAAAAAAUAGCACUGAAAGUCACUAUUCGUCAGCCAAACUCGAACGCGUUUUCCUGCGUGACGCUGCAGUUUUUCAAAUGCGCGCCAACCAUCAAAAUUCAGCGAGACUCUAGCUCCGUAAGUCGACGGUUCCUAAGACAUAAGGCUGCUGCGGUGAAUGUUUUCACAUCCUUCGAGGUGGUCUUGUCGGUAGAGAAUUUAUCACAUCCACGCAAAGGUUUUUCUGGGGUCCCUAGAACACUUACGCGAAUGUACAAUACUUGCACCUCAAUUAAAUUUCCCAGUUGACUUGCCUCGGGUAUUGGGAGAAAAAAAUCGGGCUUCACGGGGUUUAUGGCCUUAAAUUCCGUGACAUGGCUUCGAAAAUGUUCAACCUUAGAGAUCUAGGUCAUAAACUUUCGACUUCACGGGGUUUAUUUUUUUUUUUUUUUUUUUUUUUUUUUUUUUUCAACCUUAGAGAUCUAGGUCAAGAACUUUGACACCGUCUUCUUUUGGAUAGCUUUACCCAGAUUUUUUUUAACAAGAAACUUUCCCCAGCAAGAACUUAAAACAGCAUCUAGAUGAGAAAAACAGCAUCUAGAUGAGAAAAACAGCAUCUAGAUGAGAAAAACAGCAUCUAGAGGAGAAAAACAGCAUCUAGCUAAGAAAGACCGGGGGAAUUGCUUGUUAUGAUGUAAUAGUGCCAUUUGCUAAGAGAAAUUCUAAACCCAAUAUUGACAGUAUAUAGACAAGAAAGAUUGCAGGAAUGUCGAUUCAAUCAUCACCGGACCUUGCUCAGCAGGGUGUAUUGUGUGGUUUUAUGUGGUUGGCAUGCAUGCGAGGUUGAAGUUCAUUUUAACAAAGAACCUUUCUCAUUUUCAAAUCCACCCAGAAUUGUUGAAGAGCGAUAGAAUUGACUCUGUAUAUUAAACUUUAAGGAAAAUAAAUAGGGUUAAGUCAGACGUUACUUCUAACCAGUGUAAUAUGCUUAUUGAGGCUUAUGAAGCUGUCUGCUGAAUUACUGAGGUCAUAUUUUCAUGACUGGAUUGACUCUGAUAUGGUUGAUAUUUCAAUAGAAUUACUAGACUGGGGUUGCACAUUUGCGGGAUUUAGGAGGUUAGAAAAUUGUGGUAAGAAGGGAUUUUUAAAAUGGGAAGAUUCACAAUUGGAAUGUUCUCACCGUUGGGACCACAUUCAUUCAAAAGCGAAUACAAAUUGGGCCUCUAAUUGGCCACCGAAAAGAUUAUAGUGAUGAAGGGUUCUGAAAGGCCAGGAGCACAUACCCAGCUCAAACAUACUCAAAUUCUUCCCCCACCCCCUCCACAGGUAUAUAGCACAGAUUUUGCACCAUUUUGUGUAACACAAUCACAUGCAUCAAGCUAAUUAUAUUUUGUUUCAUUUUUAAUAAUUCAAAUUUGUCUUCUCUAUGCAGAAUUCCCUAGCGUUUUUGAUCACUCUCGUGUUUGGAUUUGAUAUGACUUGUGGACAAAAUGUGAAAUGCAGUACUAAACUUCAGACACACAUGGCGGUAAAUGCUCUAAGCAGAUUUGCUUUUUCAUUGCUUUUGUUUGGUCCUCACUCAGCCAUCUCUGUCUCCUUUGACGCUGUUUUUUUUGACAUUUUUCAUGAGGUUCUGCAAAGCUCUGACUGUUGCAUGACAUUCCCAAGAAUCUCCGUUAAUAAAAGUUAAAAACUAAGCACUUGCUAUCCACUCAUUUGUUUGAACUGUCACACAACAUUUUCUCACUUUGCGUAAGGAGACUGAAAACACACGUUUUGAAGGAGACAAAGUGUCCUGAGGAAGGAAAUGUUUUCAAUUGGUUACUUUUCGAAAUUAUGAGAUCUUAGUUUAAAUUAAUAAAACGAUGAAAGAGGGACAUUCGAAAAUAUUUGCAAUAAAUUAGCUAUUAUGUCUAAAUGAUCUUUUUUUCUCUUUUUUUUCAAGAAAGGUUCCUGGGGUGAGAAUCCGGUUGUUCACACAGACUACAAGGGUAAGUGGAUUUAUGCCUGCAACAUGACCUGCACAACAGAAAGUAUUUAAAGUCACUUUCCUCUUUGAGUAUUUCUCUCCUUGUGCGUAUUUCUCUCCUUGCGUUCUCCUCUCCUUCACCUUGUGCUUGCUGCGUUUCCAAUUGGAUACAUGUAACAUGAGAAUUUUCACCUUAAGAUGGCAGAAAUCUGGCAUAGUUUACUUAGGCAAGGAAUGAAAAAAACCUUUGCUUUUUUCUUGUAACCUAGCACUUUGUUGGUGUUUGAAAUUCAACAUCAUACAAGCAAAAAUGAACUUAAAACGAAUGAGCUCUUCUGUGGCUGACGUCACAACCACGCAAUGUUGUCAAAUUUCAUUUCCUUUGCAAUGGAAGGUACUUCAUGGGUUUGCUUUCUUCCUCAACAGGAACGACAGUUGUUGAUCCGCCUUUACCAUUUAUGUCUCCCUUUGCUGCAACCACUGAACAGGAAAUAAACAAACAAAUAAACAGGGAGCUAUUUGCCAGUUACACGUAUUUAUCAAUGGUGAGCUUUUAAGACAGACCUUAUAACUUGCUUUUUUUAAUUGCAAAUUAGAUUCUUAUUUUUGCAUCUUAUUUCGUAACCAGGCCAUGCACUUUAAUCGUGAUGAUAUCAAUCUGCCUGGGUUUCACAAAUUCUUUAAGGAGGCCUCAGAAGAAGAACGCGAACAUGCCAUGAAGGUAUUCCUGUUUCAACUCUUAAUUAAACCAUUUACACCUUAGCAUCAGUAUGUGUAUUCUGAAUUUUCCAAAGAUACUGACCAGGAGAAUUUAAGAAGCAAUCAAGAACUUCUUAAAUUGGUGAUCAUAUCCUGUAUUCUCAUGAUCUUAAUGAAUGAUCCAGCUGUGUUUCUGAGAGGAGAAAUUUGGUGCUGGUCACUCCCAGAGUUUUAACCCUUUCACUCCCAUGAGUGAUCAAGACAGAAUUUCUCCUAAUAGUUUCAAUAUAAUAUUAAGCAGACUAGUGACAAGAAUAAAGAAAAAUAUCAGUUAGGGGAUUGUUGGUUUGAUCUAAGACUAAAUUCCCUUAACUAACAUCAUGAGAGGGGUAUGCCUGACAGUGAGGAGAAUUAAUCAUGAGAUCUUGGGAGUGAGAGGGUUAAGGGUUAAAUUUAUAGGAUACUGAUUUUAGUAAAAGUAAACAAAGGAUUUCCAUGCUUAGUUUUCCAGUAAUGGCUGUUGCUUAAUUGUUUCUUGCUUUGGUUUCAGUUGAUGGAAUACCAAAACAAACGUGGAGGCCGCGUCUUGCUUCAUGGUAUAAUGGUAAGUUAAAAGACCUGGACCUACCCCUCAUCUAACCUAACAUUAACCCUAGCUUGUUAUAAUUUGGCUGUUGUUGGGUUUGGGGAGGGGUAGGUGGGCAGUUCAUUGAUCUAAGAUGAGAGCAUCCACACGGAGCCAUAAUGGCUGCUAUUGAUUAGUAUUUAGUCACAGUGAGGAACAUGACAGUGUAGUUGAAUUUUUUUCUUGUUCUGCAUGUUUUCUUGGCAGAAACCUUGUGAAACGACAUGGGGAAACGGUCUGGAGGCCAUGAAACAUGCCCUGGUCUUAGAAAAAGACGUGUACCAGGCAUUGCUUGAUCUGCACAAUACAGCUUCAAGGAAUGAAGAUCCACAGGUAGGCAGCAUUCAUUCAAUAAGAGUGCUUUUCAAUUGAGUGUCGCAAGCAAUCACAACAGUCAAUCAGAAGAAAGGGAAAUACCUUCAAGAGCCAAUGAGAACUCAAAGAAAAAAUAACUAAAGCGCGGGUGACCAAGUAAUAAUUUUUUUUUAUCAGUUUAGCAUCUGAUUGUUGAGAGAGUGGUGCAAAUUUUCUGCACCAAACAGAGCAAGGUGAAGCAAAAACGGUACAAUCACAAAUUACUUUCAACUCUUAAUUAAAAAUUUGCUCUUAUGUGUUUAGCACAUCUGGGCAUUCAAAAGAGCUGGUUUAAUUUUCCUCCUCUUCCUACUCUCUCUGCCCUGAGUAACCUUUUUAUUCCAUUGCUUAACAGUUGCAAGACUUCUUAGAGUCUAAUUACCUUGGUGAACAAGUGGACAGCAUCAAGCAGCUCUCCGACUACAUUAACACCCUUAGCCGUAUGGAGGCAGCUGGACAAUAUGCUCUUGGCGAGUACCAGUUUGACAAGAUCACCCUUGGGGGAGAGAAGAAAGAUUAAUUUUUUUUUUUUAAUCAAUGUAUAACUUUACUUAUGUGGACUUGGACUGAUUUCUUGGUUUUUGAUUGUUACUGAAAUAAGUUUUUAUUAAAUGCACACAACUUCUGUGUGGUGCAAUUUUUUUUUUUUGUAGUUUCAGUGGUUGGAGGUAUUUCGAUUACCAACCAAAGUAGAGUUAAUGAUUUUAAAGAAGUGUUCCAUGGGAGGUUUUGACUUCUUCAGUUUUAAAUGAUGGCUUGGUGUGUCUAACAUUUUGGUGAAUCCUAGCUUGUGAGCUGACCUUUAUUCGAAGCGCUUUGGCAUGAGUGUUUCAUCACCUACAGGAAACUAGGUAUGAAGCCUUGAGCAACUCAACACGGCAAGAGGUCUGGAUGGGGUGUAGCACUGAUGAGUCCAAGACUCCUGGCAAACCUCUUCCCAGCUGGUCUCAAAUCUUCCUGCGGACAGGGAAACGCAUGUCCUGCAGCACUGAUAUUGAGGCUUGCUCGCAGAUUAGGUGAAUCCUCUUGGCAAGUGACCCUCAGAAAUUUACCUUUGAUUGUUCAAUUUAGGUCUGGGAACAGUGUAUCCUGAGAUAGUUGAAUGUUGAUUGUAUGCCACAAAAUUGCAGAGAAUUGUUGUGAGAUCAGUUUUUUAACAAGAUUGUUUUUCUGGCAAUGUUUUGCAAUUGAGAUAAUAAACGGUUUGUGACCAAUGUUUCAGAAUUUUAUCUGUCAUUUCUCAAUCUUCUGCUCUUAGCCCUUUGACCCCUAAUAGUGACCAGCAUCUAAUUUCUCAUAACAAUAUCACCCCUGAAUGAAACAUGAGGGCUCAAGAUUAAAGAAACCAAUCAUCAACUAUAGGUUGUUGAAUCAAAGAUUGUGAAACAAAUUCUCCUUGGAAGUCCUUCUUAGAACUGUAAGGAAAAGUAUAGAGAACAGUAUGGAGAAGAUGUAUGCUGAUGUUUGGGUGUAGAGUUCACUUUUUCUUGUUACUUGACACUUUAAUAGUGAAAUUUAACUAGAAGCAUACUUGCAUUCACCUGGGCUUUCUGUUUGAAAUAAACUGAUUUUUGUGCUUGCUUUGUCAGUUUUUUAUGCAAUUACCGGUUUAUCCUGUAACUGUUUUUCUCUUGGCAUGCAAUCCCCAAAGAGUCAGGUGACAAUAUAACACCGAUGUCAGACCAAAAGAAAACACGAUGAGAAUGGUACUGUCAGAUUUAAAACUGAUAAUAAUUGACGAAGUCUCUGUGGUAUCAAAUACUUUGCUACUGCACAUCCAUCAAUAACGUGAAGAAAUAUUGGUUUUUCUCUGCUGACUCCAUUGCUUUAUAGUAUUUAAUAAUUAAAUAAAUAAUUAUUAAUUGAUAUUUAUUAAUAAUUAAUUAGUUAAUUAGUAUUUUUUCCAUGAUUAAUCUUUUUUUUUCUCUUACCUUUCUGUCGACUACUUUACAUGAACAUGUAGCUAACAGUAUUCUGUAUUGCCUUGGAGUACUAUAUUUCUCUUGUAUUUUUCUAAUGGCAAAACAAGUGAAGCCGUUCCAUCUAUGCUUUUAGUGAACCGAAUAGGGUACAUGUCUCUUUUAUUAUAGGCAGGAGGGAUUUCAUAUAUUUUUAUCUUUUUGUGGGUUUAAAGAUACAACUGAUGCAGUAUGAAGAAAACGAUAGCGUUUCCUUUGGAAAGCUCGAGUAGCAAAAUACAGGCAAAAAUGAUCUUGAAAGGACCGGCUCUUUCCCCCCGCCUUCUCCCAGCUCCGCUCCCCCCUGCUCCGCUCCCCCCUCAGCACCACCGAGGGCGUAAAAAAAGGGGAUCAGUCGCCAAGUUUCCUGAGCCGGCUUUCUAUUUCAGACGAAAGUCGCUCUUCAAGUGAAAGAUAAGCACAUAUAAUAUAUCACAAAUAAAACGGAUAGCCUGCCUAUAUAAUUAUCAGGAUAGCGAACGGGAGUUAAAAUUGUGGCGUAAUCAAAGUUCAGUGCCUCGUGCGUAAUUGUAGUCGAUAAGAAAACAUUUCGUCAUGCUCUUAUAAUUAAACAUUAAAGAAAUAUAACUACGAACUUUCGGAGCCAUCUUGUCCCUUAUCAAAUGCAAUUUACUUUAUUGUUGGUUUUGUAGAGGAAACAAAACACACUGAACAAAGCAAAAAUUUAAAACACUCGACUUUGCAAUGGCAAGCUAUUCUUCCUGACCACGUCAUUGCGAAAUGACUACCCCUUAUGUUGAAAUACGCAGUCCUUAUGGGGCGAUGUUUGUUUUUAAGCGGAUUGCAGUGUUAGAGGUCAACCGGAAAACAUCGGAAGAAUACACGAAUUCUUUUAGCCCUGUGCUUUGUCGUGUUCACGAAUUUAUUGACGGGAACGACACGCAAUAAAUUAUUUCCCGAAAGGUAGGCAUUGCGUGUUCAAAUGUGACUAUUUAGUCAUCAUAGAGGUCAGAUUUGUGCCAAUCGUAACCUUUUUCUAUUUCAGAAUACUCUGAUAUGUAAAUAAAAAGAGUUGUUCAGUUCCUCCCUCUUCCUAAGGCAGUUCACGUUCUUCUGGCCGCCGAUCUGUCCAUCCUGUUCACUGAUACUUUCUUCCCUUGACUGAAGGCGUUCCAUUUCUAUCGCGAUGACGUUUACCUCCCUAGUCUCGAUAAGUACUUCAAAGCAUCUACUGAUGAAAGUACGAAGCAUGCGCAAAAGGUGAAACACUGUUUAAAACAAUAUCCGAAGAGCGAGAAAGCGCGUUUAAUCAGAUCUCUCAGGAUGAAAAUUAUCUAAGGAGUUGGCGGAGCUUUCCUCCCUAAGCUAGGAAUUGCCACGUCAGCCGCAAGAAAAAUAACAAAAAGUAAAAGAAAACGGAGGCGAACUAUCGGGAGUGGAAGCUGAAUAAUGGGACCUCGAUUAUUUAUUCUUCGGGGUUUUUUUCGAAUUAUUCAUUAUACUUUUUUAAAUUUUGUUUGGUAUUCAUUCUUCCCUAUUCCUUGAACUUAAGCAAGAUUUUUCCUUGUUAGAAUCGAUUUCGGUCUUAAUUAACGAUUAUACAUUUUAUUAGAAGUAUCAAACUGUCGCACCAUACUACACGCUACUGCCACACCGUGCUACACAGGCGAUAUUUUUGUCAAACUAAGCUGAUGUCGUAUUUUUCGGUGCUAUGGUUAUUAUUUUUACAAUGUAUCUUUCGCUUUAACGGCAACUAGUCUCUUCCGCAAGCAACUCCAUCGUCGCACAUACCUUUCCUGCUCCAGUUAUUAGUGACAAACAGCCUGAAUGAUGUUUGGAAAAACCACAAAAUAGGCAAAAGAUAAAAAUCAUCUGCAUGUAGCUUUUACAUGAUGAAGUGGGACUUUGUAGGUAAAAAAAAUAAAAGACUUGUCUCUGUUAACAAGCAUAAUGCUUGUGUUUGUGUUCACUCGUUUAGAGCUUUUCCGACUGCCUCAAGCUGAUACUAAAGUUAAAGGAAAACUGUUCAUAACAAGAUAUCAAAUAAAUUUUCUCUUUCUGAUAUUAUUGAUGGAACUAUGUAGCUCCAAAUGCAAUGUCAGUGGCUAUUUUUGCAAACUUGAGGUCGAGCCUAAACUUGCAAGCACGUAGAAAGCAAAAUCUGUCAAAAGACGACAAAAAAUACAAAAAACUAUGAUGCCUAUCUUGACAGGUAAAAUGGGCCAAGUAACGCAAUUCGAAGUAAUGUAACAAUCACGAGUAGGUUGCAAAAUUAAAUGAAGCAUUUCGACAACAGCUCAAACCGUCAAAAGAACGUCAGAAAAUAUUUGUAGAUAUAUUUUUUCUAUUUUUCGCGGAUUUUGUUGUAACUGAGACUUGCACUGGGAGGCAUGUGCAGGCAUGAGGCAUCUGCUCGUAUCUUAUUGAUAAACACUUUAUGGACGCUGAAAGCCUUAAUGUGUUCAGUGAUAGGCAUGUAAAACGAUAAGUCGGAAGCAUUUCGUGGUAUGCAAAAAUAACACAUGUAAUGGACAAUUUUACGCGUUACAUGCCGCAAAAAGGGAGCAUAGAGUGAUUUCAAUUCCCGAUUGGUAAUGAUGACGAACCAUUUGCUCUUAAGAGCGGACCCUGGGAACGAGGUCGUUCAGUUGACUUAAGUCUCCCCUCCCUACCUGCCACCUUUGUUAAGAAACUAUGAUGUCUGAGUAAAGCAAAAAAAGGGAUGUGCAGUGUGAUCUUUGUGGUCAACAAAGAGUUUCGUGAAGUAAUUAGGGCCAUUUUCUAAUUAUUUCGUCACAGAAAUUGCUCAUUCAUGCAAAAACAAAUUACAUCACGUCCUAUUUUUCGUUCCCUCCAUUACACAGCAGAUUUGCUUUUCACGUGGCUUAAUGACGACAUACUUGAGAAAAAUUAGCCAAUCAGUGUUUGAUACUAUUGAUAUCUCAUGUCAUAUGACUAAGGGAAUAUAAACUGCAAUUCUCACGAGAAUCGCCAUCUUGGAUUGUUUCGCUUCAACAGUGAUUGAACGAGGCAGUUUACAUUCGAGGAUUUUACAACUUUUAACAUCGUAUUUUCCCGAUCUUUACCACCACAACCAUCAAAAUGUCUCUGUGUCGUCAGAACUACCACGAGGAAUGCGAGGCUGGCAUCAACAAGCAAAUCAACCUCGAGUUGUAUGCAAGCUACGUGUACAUGUCCAUGGUUCGUACUCAAUUAGUUCGCCACUUGUUUGUGACCCAUCGUUCUAUUUUCCAUCGAUGUAACAAUUACCUUCUUGUUCUUUAGGCUUAUCACUUCGAUCGUGAUGAUGUAGCUUUGCCCGGAUUCCACAAGUUCAUGCUAAAACAGUCAGAUGAGGAACGCGAACACGCCCAGAAGGUAAGCUUUAAGAGCAGCAUUCAUCUAGAUUCUUCAUCGCUUGGUGGUCUGAUCAUUCUCUCUCCGUUUAAUUUCAGUUGAUGGCUUAUCAGAAUAUGCGGGGAGGACGUAUUGUGUGGAAAGACAUUAAGGUGAGUGUUCACUGACACGGUUUUCUGUAAGGGCAUGCUCUUUGUACUACGAAUUGUGCGCUAACAAUCGAACCAAAAUUUCUUUAUACUGAUAUCCUUUUUAUUUAAACGCAAGCGACUUCAGGAGUGCACAAAUUUAGCCGAUACUGCUUUUAAGUUUGUUCCUUUUGUGUGAUAGACCUCACGCGGUGUUACGUAAUAGGAACAUCUUCUGAUGGCAUAGAUCUUGUACCAGGCACAAUCUAAUGUUUGACAAUAUUCGGUCAAAAAUCCUCCCAGCAGAGGUCAAUGGAAAGAUGCUUGUCUUUCGUUUCCAUAUCUUAAGUCACAAACUCAAGACAACUUGACCUAAACUUAACGCCUCCUGCGAAGAGAACUGUUGGCUUUCACACGCUUCUUCCUAAACAAUAAACCACUGUGAUGCGAAAUCUUUCAAAAGAAAUGUUACAGUAUCAGGGCAACUGUCCUUUGAGACAAAAAAAAAAGUCAUGUUUGGGCAAGGCUAUUCGAACAGCCUUCAAUCAUUUCAAAAUGCUAGUAAUGCAAGUGUAUUAAGGAGCACUUUACUUUGGUAAAAGUCUUGGAGAGUAGCAGCAAUCUGGUUAUCUACAUGUUAAAGUUGGAUUUACUGCAAAGUGAUAGGAUUCUUAUCUUAAUAAAAAUUAUUUCUGUUGUCUGUUUGGGAUGAAUAUAGCCAUGUUUUUGAAGACAAUCCCUUGCACAGUUUUUCCUUCAUGCUUAAGCUGAAAUAGAACAGAACUGAAUGUAUUUUCUGAUUACCCCUGUAGAAGCCAGAGAAAUUUGAAUGGGGAACCGGCUUAGAGGCAAUGCAAGCAGCCCUGGAUCUGGAGAAACAUGUUAAUGAAUCCUUACUGGACUUGCACAAAGUGGCAGAUAAGAAUGGCGAUCCUCAGGUAAGAACCAACCAGAUCCCUUUUGUGGCUAUGAUCUACAGUCUUUUGAUAGGGUUGUUAGCAUAUGAGGUAUUGCAAUAUUAUCACUUGUACUUGGAAGGGAAAGGUUAGUUAUAUAAGUAUUGUGGUCAGCCAAGUUGUGCUACAGGUGUGGUGUUGUAUUUGCUUGUGGCUGAUGCAAAGCUCUUUUUUUUUUUCUUUUUUUUUUUGUGCAUUGUACUGGUAAGCAAAAGCUCUUGUAUCGUGACUUCUGUAAGCAAUUUUGUAAAUUUUCUCUACUAGGCAUCUCUUGGGUGUUCCUCUCGAGGGUGCUUCUCUUGAACAAAGCGAACAGUUCUCCAUCUUUUAGAAAUGGGCAGGAAACUGUCCAAUUCUUGUUCAACUCUGUAAUCAGACUUGGUGUUAUUAGUGAAUUUUUUUUAUAUAGUUCAUAAAAUCCAUUGCUUUAGUCGACAGACAUCAUUGAAGACCUCCUGGAAGAGCAGGUUCAAUCCAUCAAGGAGUUUUCUGAUCACAUAACAAACUUAAAACGUGUGGGACCCGGACUAGGAGAAUUUCAAUUUGACAAACUGACAUUAGGCAGUCAAUAAGUUCUUGUUUGCCUUAACCCUUCAACUCCCAAAAGCAAUCAAUGUCUAACUGCUUGCUGCAAUAUCCAUUCAUUCUCCAGCAAACAGAUGAUGAGAAUACUCAAACAUAUAAGAUAGAAGUUGUCCUGAUCUAACACCAAAUUCCUCUAACUAAUUUAAAAGGAAAUAUGUAGUAGCUGGAGGGGAGAAUUGACUAUUAGAUCUUGGGAGUUAAAGGGUUAAGCUUCAAUCACACUAGGUCAUUGUUAAUUAAAUUCGCAGCUCUAGGUCUCGUGCAAUAGCCUUGUCAUUUAGGGGUGUCUUUGUUAACUGCCAAGCAGAAACAAUCCAAGAUUUUUUUUGUGUGCAUCCUCAAGUUGUGUAAUUUCUUUUAUCUUUUAAUUGGAUGAUUACGUAUUUAAUUGUAUUGGGUUAAAUAUUUAAAUUAACUUAUGACGAUAUAUUUAAUUUAAUUUUUCUUGAAGGAGAGAUGGAAGUAUUUUAUCUGAAAACUUUAAAACAUGUAUUUGUAAUAGUCAGGAUCUGUUUAGAAAAAAUAAACUGGAUUUGUCGAGGAAUUUUUAGAGAGGUCUGAUGUGAAGUUGUGCACUCUUUGCUUGCCUUUGUAUUGCCUUGCUUAGCUUUGCUUUUCUUAGUGUAGCUGAGCACACAGUUAUUUUGCAGUGUAACAUUUUUGCUCUGACAGAACUAAUUACCUCCUAAAUGAGUUGGUAUUGUAAAGGAUUUCUGUAGAACUGUUUUAGUUGUCUAGUGAUUAUUGUUCAGUUUUCCUCUUGUGGUUUGGUCAACUUAACCUUGAAGUCUUUGUAACAUGACAGUCCCUUGGCCCUUUGUUUCAUUUCCUUAAAUUUAUACAGAAAGAUAGAGAAGAACAAAUCUAUGUCUUGAAAGGAAAUUAGGACAAUGAGGCUGAUAAGUUCCCCACAUUGUAGCAUUUAUUGAAGGGCUUUUUUCAGUUCAAUGGCUCAUAGACCGCUGUUGUUAUCUGUUAUCUCCUGGAUAGAUGAUGGACUUCCUUGAGGGUGAGUUCCUUAAGGAGCAAGUGGAAUCCAUCAAGCAGUUCUCUGACUUUGUCAAAAACUUGAUUCGUGUUGGUCCAGGGCUGGGCGAGUACCAGUUCGAUAAGCUAACCUUGGGUGAUGAUGACUAG